Molecule: messenger RNA, 1386 nt
Organism: Cariama cristata (Red-legged seriema)
Lineage: Eukaryota; Metazoa; Chordata; Aves; Cariamiformes; Cariamidae
Gene: TRAIP
Product: TRAF interacting protein
Exons: 15
Coding region: 1-1386 (461 amino acids)
Source: RefSeq, a predicted model, not a curated record
AUGCGAUGGUCACCUCUUAACCAGCCGCACAGCUGGGGCUCGCCCUCCUCUAACAACCAGUGGAGGAAGAAGAGCUUCCAAAGUCUCAUCCAGUGGUUUGACACAGCACCAAGCCGGACUUGCCCGCAGUGCAGAAUCCAGGUCAGCAAAAGACACAUCAUCAAUAAGUUGUUUUUUGAUGUUGCCCUGGAGGAGCAGACAACACCGGAUGCAGAGACCUUGCAGAAUGAACUGGACAGGGUGAAGGCUCAGCUCUCCAUGAAAGAGAAAGAAAAGCGUGAAUGCCAGGCUGUUGUGGAUGGGCUGAGGGACACUCUGGAUGUACGCAAUGCCACAAUAGAGUCACUCCAGAAGGUGCUGGGAGAGACAGAGAUGCUGUGUUCCUCUCUGAAGAAGCAGAUGAAAUUCCUGGAGCAGCAGCAGGAGGAUAACAGAAGUUCAAAGGAGGAGGCCCGCCGUCUGCGAAACAAGCUGAGAACCAUGGAGCGGAUUGAGCUGUUGCUUCAGAGCCAGCGCCCUGAAGUGGAGGAGAUGAUCAGAGAGAUGGGAGUCGGGCAGGCAGCGGUGGAACAGCUUGCGAUCUACUGUGUCUCGCUGAAAAAGGAAUAUGAAAACUUGAAGGAGGCUCGGAAGAUCUCUAGUGAGAUGACAGAGAAGCUGAAGAAGGAGCUGUUUUCUGUCAAUAGCAAGCUGCAGAAGACGGUUUCAGAGUUGGAGAAGACACGGGAGGAGUUAAAAAGCACCCAGAAGGAUCUGAAGAAUGCGGACAAGGAGAUCUUGAGUUUGAAGAAGAAGAUAGACAUCCUGCAGGAUACUCUGAAGGUCCCAUCUGUAACCAGAGAGACACUGAGUCGACUUGUCUUUGAAAGCCCUGUUUCUGUGGAACUGCGGCACCCGAAGCUCCACCGCCCGGCCCACAGCGAUGAGAUCAAUCUAGAUGCUACUUUUGAUGUGGACACCCCUGAACAUCAGCCCUGCAGAUCUCUCUUCAGCCCUGCAAAAAGGCAGAAGCUGGAUAAAAAGCCGCCUCCUGUGGUAAAUCUGGCAAAGAAAGUUCUGAAGGAAACAGUGGAGAACUGGGCAGAUGAUCUGGAGGAUGAUGCUCUUAAAGGACUCUUGCCAGCAUUCAUCAGGAACUCUGUUCUCUCCAAGAAACCAUCUUCGGGUAGCUUGCUGGGUCCCCACAAGAACACAGGCACUGUGAGAAUGGGGUAUGAUGGCUUGGGAGGCAGAACAAAGUUCAUACAGCCUACAAACCUGGCAGAAAUCCGUCCAUUAGCAGUGAGGAGCAAGAAGAAGAAUGUCUCCAGGCCAGCAUCUGCAGCUCCCUCCACAUCUUCUUCCAGCAGCAGCAGCCAAGCCAGACUGGACAGUUUCCUGCAGUGA